GAAAUGAGGAAGUGUUUUUUUCACUGCAUUAGGAGAGGUAAGGGAUGAGGAAUGCACACCUGCUCCAGAAAACAGCUGCAGCAAAGCCUGACUUCAGGCUGACGUGAGUUUUUCAAACACCAAGACUCAAAGGAAGUUUCACGGAGUUUCUGGGUAAGUGAGUAGAACGACGACUGCCUGCUUGUGUCUGUAGGUCGGUUCUGAUGAGAUGGCAUCGCGAACAGAAUAUGACCUCUGCUGUCCGGCGUGCCACGACAUCUUUAAGGACCCAGUUGUCCUGCCGUGUGGACACAGCUUCUGCAAAGGCUGCUGGAAGAGCUGCUGGAGAGAAAAACAAACAUUCAGGUGCCUCGUUUGCAAGAAAAGAUCUCUGAAGUUAAAACCACCUCAUAACUUGGCGUUGAAGAACCUGUGUGAGGUCUUCUUACAGGAGAAAACCCAAAAGGCUUCACUGGGACCUGACCUUCUCAGUCUGCAGUCUGAGAAACUCAAACUCUUCUGUUUGGACCAUCAGCAGCCGGUUUGUGUCAUUUGUCAAGAUGCAAUAACCCACAACAACCACAGGCUCAGGUCCAUCGCUGAAGUUGCUCAGGAACACAAGGAAGACCUUCACAAAUCCCUAAAGAUCUUACAGGAGAACCUGAAGCUCUUUGAAGAAGUUAAAGGAAGGUUUGACCAAACAGCAGAACACAUUAAGGUCCAGGCCCGACUCACAGAGAGGCAGAUUAAGGAGCAGUUUGAGAAGCUUCAUCAGUUCCUGAAAGAGGAAGAGGAGGUCAGGAUGGUUGCUCUGAUGGAGGAAGAGGAGCAGAAGAGUCAAAAGAUGAAGGAGAAGAUUGAAGCUCUGAGCAGAGAGAUAGCAGCACUUUCAGACAUCAUCAGAACCACAGAAGAAGAGCUGAGAGCUGAAGAUGCCUCAUUCCUGCUCAACUACAGCGCUAUAGUAGAAAGAUUCCAGCAGCACCUCCUGCUGGAUGAUCCAAAGCUACACUCGGGAGCUCUGAUAGAUGUGGCCAAACAUCUGGGCAACCUGACCUUCAGCAUCUGGAACAACAUGAAGGAGAUGGUCUCCUACACUCCUGUGGUUCUGGAUCCAAACUCUGCUCACCCAGAAUUGAUUCUGUCUGAAGAUCUGACCAGGGUGAGGUUUGGAUCAUUACAGAAGCUUCCUGAAAACCCAGAGCGGUUUGACUGCUACCCCUUUGUCCUCGGCUCUGAGGGCUUUACUUCAGGGACUCACAGCUGGACCGUGGAGGUUGGAGACUGUCCAAACUGGUUUCUGGGAGUGAUAGCCGAGUCUGACCAAAGGAAGGGAGACAAACUGUCAGAAUUUUGGCGAAUAGGCUUCUAUGAUGGUAAAUACACGGUACGCUCCACAUCGGAUCCCUACGCUACUCUUCCAGUGAAGAACCAGCUCUGGCAGGUCAGAGUUGAUCUGGACUGGAACAGACGAAAACUGUCCUUCUCUGAUCCGGAGUCCAACACACACAUACACACAUUCACACACACUUUCAUGGUCAGACUGUUUCCAUACAUCAGCACGAACACAGAUCUCACAUUGAAGAUAUUACCAGUGAAACUCUCAGAUAGACCGGCACCGCAGGGCUUUACUUUGAGCAAAGACAGAAGAUCAAAUGUCCACCCACAUUCAGCUCAGUCCAUCUAAACAAGGAUUUCCCCUAACUUGCAAUAUAAACGGAGAUGGGGCAUAAGGAAGAACCACGCGAGGAACUGUAGAAUCACUGAAACACACCUGGUGGUAUG
Molecule: messenger RNA, 1764 nt
Organism: Thalassophryne amazonica
Lineage: Eukaryota; Metazoa; Chordata; Actinopteri; Batrachoidiformes; Batrachoididae
Product: tripartite motif-containing protein 35-like
Exons: 1
Coding region: 209-1666 (485 amino acids)
Molecular function (GO): zinc ion binding; protein binding
Source: RefSeq, a predicted model, not a curated record